Lagenorhynchus albirostris (white-beaked dolphin) is the source of this 5333-nucleotide messenger RNA. It is a transcript of the gene DNAAF9, whose product is annotated as dynein axonemal assembly factor 9. Bases 55 to 3588 code for a protein of 1177 amino acids. Lineage: Eukaryota; Metazoa; Chordata; Mammalia; Artiodactyla; Delphinidae. The record is from RefSeq and is a predicted model, not a curated record. The transcript has 37 exons.
CGCAGGCCUGAGUAACCCUCGCAGCGGCGCCGUCCUCCUCCGCCUCUCGCAGCCAUGGACGUGUACCCCCCACACCGGCUGGGACUGCCCCGCGCACGGUCCCCCGGCGGCCCUGGCCGCGGGUCGCCCUCCGUCAGCUGCAGUCGACUCCGCCAGGUUCAGAGCAUCCUGACUCAGAGCAGCAAGUCUCAACCCGAUGGAAUCCUCUGCAUCCUAGGAAUCGAUAGCAGGUACAAUGAAGGCUGCAGAGAGCUGGCAAAUUAUCUUCUGUUUGGUUUGUACAAUCAGAAUACCAGUGAUUUUGAGAAAACAGGGUUUUCUGAAGAGGUUCUAGAUGAUGUGAUUAUAUUGAUUAAAUCAGAUAGUGUCCAUCUGUACUGUAAUCCUAUAAAUUAUCGCUAUCUUUUACCCUAUGUGGCACAUUGGAGAAAUCUGCAUUUCCACUGCAUGACCGAAAAUGAGUAUGAAGAUGAGGAAGCUGCAGAAGAAUUUAAAAUUGCCAGUUUUGUGGACAUGGUUCGAGAUUGUAGUAGAAUUGGCAUUCCUUACAGCUCCCAAGGUCACUUGCAGAUAUUUGAUAUGUUUGUAGUGGAGAAAUGGCCAAUUGUACAGGCCUUUGCACUUGAGGGCAUUGGAGGGGAUGGAUUUUUUACCAUGAAAUACGAGUUGCAGGAUGUGAGUUUGAAUCUAUGGAAUGUCUACAGCAAGAUGGAUCCUAUGUCUCUGGAGACUUUGCUUUCAGAAGAUUUGGUGGCUUUUGAACGUCAGUGGACUAGCUUCUUCGCCAGUUUUGACACAGAAAUUCCCUUCUUGCUGGAAUUGUCUGAAUCUCAGGCGGGUGAGCCAUUCAGAAGUUACUUUAGUCAUGGAAUGAUUUCCAGUCAUAUAACUGAAAAUAGCCCUAAUAGGCAGCCAUUUGUUCUCUUUGGUAAUCAUUCCACACAAGAAAACCUGAAUGCUGGCAACUUUAACUUCCCUUCUGAAGGGCACCUGGUACGCAGCACUGGUCCCAGCGGGAGCUUUGCCAAACACAUGGUAGUACAGUGUGUUUCACCAAAGGGACCCCUUGCUUGUUCAAGAACAUACUUUUUUGGAGCUACUCAUGUUCCUUACUUGGGAGAUGACAACAAGCUGCCCAAGAAAACUGAACAAAUUAGGCUCUUGUCACAGGUGUAUGCUGCUGUUAUUGAGGCUGUUUUGGCUGCCAUUGCAUGUUAUGCUAAAACUUCCAGUCUAACAAAGGCCAAGGAGGUAGCUGAGCAGACCUUUGGAUCUGGGUUAAAUUCCUUUGAGUUGAUGCAGUUUAAGGCAGCCCUACACUCCAAGAUGGCUUUUCAUAUACAUGCUGUGAAUAAUCAGGGAAGAAUUGUGCCUCUGGACAGUGAAGAUAGCUUAUACUUUGUGAAGACGGCUUGUAUGACCAUCUAUGACAUUCCUGACUUGCUGGGAGGAAGUGGGUGCUUAGGAUCUGUGGUCUUCUCAGAAUCAUUUUUGACAUCUCAGAUCUUGGUUAAAGAAAAGGAUGGCACUGUUACCACAGAAACCAGCUUCAUAAUCCUGACAGCUGCCAUACCCAGAUUCUGCUCCUGGCUGGUAGAAGAUAUAGAAGUAAAAUUUUCUGAGAAAACCCAGCAAUCGGUUAUGGGAGAUGAGUGUUUCCUGGGCACUUUUCUAACUAGAGGAGAAGGGGCGUAUCUUUAUUCUAGUAAUCAACAGUCUUGGCCUGAGGAAGGGAAAGUACAUUUCUUCUCUGGUGGACUUCUGUUUUCUGACCGUCAUCACGGAAAUAUCAUCAUUUCCAAGGAUCACAUGAAUUCCGUUUUGUUUUAUGAUGGGGAUUCCACCAGUAUUGUUGCUGCCCUUCUGAUAGACUUCAAAAGUUCAUUGCUUCCCCAUCUUCCAGUUCAUUUCCGUGGAUCAAACAAUUUUCUGAUGAUUGCCCUUUUCCCCAAAUCCAAGAUAUACCAAACAUUUUACUCAGAGGUCUUCUCCCCCUGGCAACAGCAGGCUAACUCAGGGCUGUCUUUAAAAGUGAUCCAGGAAGAUGGAUUAUCUGUGGAACAAAAGAGAUUACACUCCAGUGCACAGAAGCUCUUCAGUGUCCUGAGCCAUUCUGCUGGGGAGAAACGGAGUCCUCUAAAGCUACUCUCAGCCAAACUCCCAGAGCUGGAUGGGUUUCUCCAGCAUUUUGCCGUCAGCAGCGUUAGUCGGGAGCCCAUGAUGAGGACCCAUCUCCCUGUCCUGCUGCAGCAAGCUGAAAUCAACCCUACUCACACAGUAGAAAAUGACAAGGUAAUUAUCAGCAUUGUAACUGGCCUCCCAGGCUGUCAUGCUAGCGAGCUCUGUGCUUUUCUGGUCACUCUGCAUAAGGAAUACGGCAGGUGGAUGGUAUACCGUCAAGUCAUGGACAGCUCCGAAUGUUUUCACGCUGCCCACUUCCAGAGAUACCUUUCCAGUGCCCUGGAGGCCCAACAGAACUGCUCUGCCCGCCAGUCAGCCUACAUACGCAAGAAGACCAGACUACUGGUGGUGUUACAAGGCUACACAGAUGUUAUUGAUGUUGUCCAGGCCCUGCAGAUACAUCCAGAUUCAAAUGUCAAGUCCUCCUUCACCAUUGGUGCCAUCACAGUGUGUGUGGAGCCCCUGAGCUGCUACAUGGAGCACAGAUUUCUCUUUCCUAAAUGUCUCGACCAGUGUUCACAAGGCCUGGUGAGUAAUGUGGUGUUCACCAGUCACACCACAGAGCAGAGGCACCCUCUCCUGAUUCAGUUGCAGAGCCUCAUCAGAGCUGCCAAUCCUUCCGCAGCCUUCAUUCUUGCAGAAAAUGGGAUUGUCACCAGGAAUGAAGACAUUGAACUGAUUCUCUCAGAAAAUAGUUUUUCGAGUCCUCAGAUGCUACGAUCUCGAUAUCUAAUGUACCCUGGCUGGUAUGAAGGUAAAUUUGAUGUUGGAUCGGUCUUUCCAUUAAUGGUUCAGAUUUGUGUAUGGUUUGGUCGUCCCUUGGAGAAGACUCGCUUUGUGGCCAAGUGUAAAGCAAUUCAGUCCUCUAUCAAGCCAAGUCCCUUCUCUGGAAACAUCUACCACAUCCUGGGCAAAGUGAAGUUUUCAGACUCUGAGAGGACCAUGGAGGUCUGCCACAACACUCUGGCCAAUUCCUUGAGCAUCGUGCCAGUUUUGGAGGGACCCACGCCACCGCCUGACUCCAGAAGCACACCUCAAGGCAGCAGCGGGCAGCAGGAAUGCUACCUCGUGUUCAUAGGCUGCUCCCUGAAGGAAGAAAGUGUCAAGGACUGGCUGCGGCAGUCAGCUAAGCAGAAGCCUCAGAGGAAAGCCCUGAAGACCAGGGGGAUGCUGACCCAGCAGGAGAUCAGGAACAUCCACGUGAAACGCCACCUGGACCCCCUACCUGCAGGUUACUUUUAUAAUGGCACCCAGUUUGUCAACUUCUUUGGUGACAAGACUGAUUUUCACCCACUCAUGGACCAGUUCAUGAAUGACUACGUGGAAGAAGCCAACCGGGAAAUCGAGAAGUAUAACCGCGAGCUGGAGCAGCAGGAGUAUCAUGACCUCUUUGAGCAGAAGCCCUAGAGGAAGAAGACCCUGGAGAUGGACGUUUUAAAACGGGGUGUCUUAACCUCAGCUUUUCCAGAGGCCCCUCCCUAGAGGGGCUAUCUUUGUUCUCCUUGGCCUUUGUGUGCUGGCUUGAGUGCAUGUUGUCUUUAUUCUCUAUACAGCGCUGAAGAGCAUCACCUGCACCACUGAUUUGGCAGGGGAGGGGGGUCCUUAUGGAGGAUGAGCAGACAGGGGCUGCCCUUUGUGUGCAGCCGGCAGUCCAGGACCUCUGGGUCUCUGAUAACAGUAUUUUCUUUGGGCUGUUGCAGCAGUGUGUGAGGGUGGGAGGAGCAUUUGGAUUGCACAGAGUGGCUGCUGGGACAUAAAGAAUCCUGGCUGCCAAACUGUGGCCAUGCCUGGGGGCCCAGGCCACCACAGGCCUUGGGCCUCAGACACCACCCCAGGAGAGCCUUUCACCCCAGUGGAGUGCCUGCCUCCCUGUUUAGGCCCCUUCCACUGAAGGCUUGGGCCCUGCUGACCCUAUGCCCAGUCCUAGAGGGAACAGCACAAGCCCUGGCCAAUCCCAACCCACAGAGCCAACAGCUUGGGCGGAGAUUAGCAGCUUAUUCUAAAAUGAGGGAAUUUCCCUUACGGACUAAACAGAGGGGAAAGACUUGUUGCUUUCCAGAAGUAUGUGGCUUUUGAAUUGACACAAGCAGCCCCCCUUGGGACUGGUUUGAGCCUCCUCAUGUCAUCACUCUGGUUUACCUCAUUCGGGGACGAGAAAAACUGCUGCUCAGGCCUCCCUGGUGACGCUUUGCCUCACUGUUAAGGUCAGUGUCCUGCAACUGCAUAGUCUUACGCCCAGGGUUCUGGUCGCUUAUGGGGCAUCUUCACUUGAAGGGCGUUCAGUCUCAGCACCCAUACCUCCCCUCAGUCUUGCCAGGGAAGGCCUGGUUUUCAGCCCAACCUUCAGGAAUCUCAUGUCUCCAAGCAUCGUUGCUAGUCUUGUAUUUGUUUGGCUCUAGGGGACCAGGAAUUUCGGAGAAUUCCAAAUCCAAGUUAGAAUUCCUUCUAGUAGCUUUGUUUUCAGCUGGAUUAAAAAGCAGAGGGGAAUUUCAAGUGUAUCCCAUGCCUGACCUCCAGAAUUAGUGUGGGGAAGAGGAAGGUCGCAGGCACAGAUACUUAGGUGAUGUCUGUUAGGACUUCAGCGCCUCAGCUGCCUAGAUUGUAAAUGCUUUCUGAAUUUCACGUAUUUUUUUGCAUGCCUUAGGAAGGAGCACAUAGGCAAAACCAGCAAAGUUUCUAGUAAUGUAGAGGGGUUUUUGAGAAAGGAUCCUGGCACAGAGGAGAGACAGAAAACCGAUGGAGCACAUGUAGUCUGUCACACAGAGUCCUGCAUACAAGUAGUAAAGCAGUUGUUAAGGGCUUGUUAGUAACAUGUACUUAUAUUAGAAAAAAAUUUUUCAUUUGAAGCCAAAUGAACAAUACUCCAAAUACCAUUUAAUAAGAACUCUUGCUUGAAGAAAGGCUUCUGAAAAGGCCCAUGUGCUCCAGUCUCAGCUCCCAAAGCUGCUGGUGACAAGGGCCCAGGUGUGGAGCCCCAUCUGGGAGCCCCUUACUUCUAGCUGGGCAGAGGCUGGGUCCACAACGGGCCUGCCUCUGCUUCAGGAUCAAUAACAGAUCUUAAGUGCAAUUGAUGAAAUAAUAAUGAGUUACUGUAGCUUCCUUUAGCUCUACCGAGCUCUUUUUAAAAACUCAAGCAGCCUUAGAAAAGGGAG